GGCUGAGGUGGACACAGGGUGCUGCCCACGGGGUCGGUAGGGCGCAGGCGCCGGUCUGGCAGAGCGCAAGGGCAGAAUGGAGGGGCUGGUCUUGCUCAAGGCCCUGGUCACCCGGCUGCUGUUCCUGUUGCAUUCCCUGGUCGCCGUCUGGAGAGUGACCUGGGUGAAGGAAGAGCACCGUUACUGGCUGCUGGCCCUGCUCAACCUCUUGCUGGUCCUGGAGACAGUGCUCACCCUCAAGUUCAAGCGCGGACGAGGCUACAAAUGGCUUUCUCCGGCCAUCUUUGUGUACCUGGUCAACAUCAUGCCGUCCCUGUGGCUUCUUGAAAUGCACCAUGGAAACCAGAAGCGAAUGGAAGACACAGGAUGCUCUCUGUCACUCUCUUCUGAUUCUCCUCAAGGCAAGACCCUGUCCCUGAACUCUAUCAUAUUGCAGCACCCAAUCUGAGAGAAUGGCACAGAACUUCAGCAGAAGAGGAGAUGUCAAUCAAACCCUGUCAUCCCACAGAGCCACCAAUGGAAUGGGGAAUAUCCUUGAGCUGGCCAGAGGCUUUGUCGACAAUUUAUCCAUGGUAUGUGAACCGGUCUGGACCUUAGGACUCCACCAAACACUCCUGCUAAUAUUAAUCAUUGGACGGUGGCUUCUCCCCAUUGGAGGCACCAUCACUAGAGACCAACUCUCAGAACUUCUUCUGAUGUUUGUGGGGACGGCGGCCGACAUACUGGAGUUCACUACUGAGACUCUGAAGGAAAAUAAUGUCAGAACCAACCCUACUCUGGUCUCUGGCAUUCUUGUGGUGUGGACGUGGAGUAUGCUGCAGUUCCCCCUUGAUCUGGCAGUCCAGUUGAAACUGGUAUGCCCCGCCUCAGUGAAAGCCAGGGGCUUCCUUAGGGUUUUCCUGUGCCAGUACAGUGCGGAUCUAUGGGCCAUUGGUCUCAGCUUCUUCAUCCAAGACGGUCCCUUCCUGGUUGUGCGCCUCGUCCUGAUGAUCUACUUUAAAGUGAUCAACCACAUGUUGGUGUUCUUUGCCGUGAAGAAUUCCCUAGUGAUGGCUCUGCACUUCUACCGACUUGUGGCUUUGAUUAUGGCCACGAGGGACUUCAUGCGAGAUCAUCCAGAAAGCCCCAAACCGGAGCACAGUGGCCCAGACCAGCCCUCUGAGAGUGGUCCCAGUGAAUGGGAGGAUGCUUCCCCGGAGGCUCUGCCUUUGCGAACCUCACCUGUCACCUCCGAGGAGUCUUACCCGACGACACCUUAGUUAUUGCUUCCAACAUGAAGCUGCGAGGCUUAACUCGUUCCUUCUUACGCCCCCAUGUUUGCAUACACCAGUUUUUUAAGGAAACAAUACAAAAAGAUGAUCUUGUAUCAAAGCCAAGAUAAUUUUUUUUUUCAUCUGAGUGGAAGGAACUUUGACGUCGAAUGGCUGUCUCUACAACCUCCUGCUCUGGUAGCGGACAUUACACCGCUCCGAGAACCAUUCUAAAUGAUUGGUUUUUAUGGAACUGCUUGAAAAGCUGUAGACAGAACGGCAUAGCACACCCUUCAAAGAUUUAAGGCAGACAUUUACCACCCCCUUCCCUAUUCCUUGCUCUCCUUGGGUGCCUAGUACUACAGCUUUUGACUGGCUGGACUACGUCACUCUCUCAUCUGAGGUUUUUUGCAAUGUCCCUCUGACAUUAAAACAAAAAAUGUAUAUUCAGUGAACGCUGAACAAAAGAGAGGAAAAUGAUUUUAAAAUCAAUUUGCUGGAAGUUGGGAGCUAGUACUGCCCUGCUUCCUCGGUGCAGAAAAAUAGCUGAGGUAGCUGCACAGGCCUUUACAGGAAUGCCCUUUUCCUAGACCAAGGUGACAUUCCAUGUGUUCUUAGAGCAUCGUGAUGGCUUUGGACUUGGGUAGCACAAAGUUUACAGCAAGCCACUUGGGUUCUAGCAACUUCAUAGUGAGUGAGACAGCUGCAAGGCACACUUUCUACCUAAUGCAAUUUACGGGACCGUUGACAUCUGAAUACCUGAUUACCUUUUUCUAAGUUGUCAAGGUGCAUCAUGGGAUCAAUUUCAAAGAGCACUAGCAUGCAGUGAUGAAGGAAUUUGAGGCCCUUUAGUGUUACCAUGGUUUCUGGUAGGGGCCAGCAGCCUCUGCAGGAGCAGCAACACUAACAGAGUUCGGCCUGAAGCCUGGGAAAUACCACCAGCGGCCCCAGCCUGGUUUCAGGAACAAGUUGGUGGCAGUUGGUGCCAGUCUCAUGCCUCCUGGGAAUCAUGGUGGCUUCAUUUCCCAUGAACGAAAUAGUCGGUCUCUUCCACAGCUCUGUACAUUCUGGGUGGAAAUAACUCCAAACUUUUGAAAGUAGCUCUUGCUUUUAAAUAUAAUUGUGACUUGGCAAUUUUCGGAAGCGCUCUAAAACUGUAGUGUUAGAGUUCAAAGCAUCAGCCAAGCUAUGCUAGAAUCCCCAGGAACCCAAAGAUGUUUAUUCAGGAAACUUCCUAAAUUGGAGGCAACCAUUAGACAAUCAGUUGGGACAAUUUUUUUUUUAAAUCUAUGAAUUUCUGGUAUGGUAUUUAUCCACUAUGUUUGAUAACAAGUAUAUAAACACAUUCUAUUUUAUACAAAGCCACAACUGUUUUUCUAGUAAUUUCUCCUUCUUUUAUCCCUUGGGCUUUUUGUUUUUAACAGUGUCAUGGUUGUAAACGGUUCACGAAAUGAAUGGAAUGCAUUGGUAAUUUUUCAUAAUAAGUGUAUGCAAGUUAAGGUCAAAUUUUAAAGGUGUGUUAUUCAAAGUUCUUAUCAAUGAGAUUUGGGAGCUUGGUUAAAAGCAUGUAUUGCUCUUGCAGAGGAUCAGGAUUUAUCCCAAAAUCUACUCAGUAGGUCUUAUAUCCACUUGUAACUCCAGCUUUUGAGGGGUCUACUUCUAGCCUCUGUGAGAACUGACUGCAUUCGUGUGUACACAUACACACACAUGCAGAUUUAUUAAAAAUAAUGAAAAUAUUUUACAAUAAAAACGUCAGCAAUGGGAAGAAAAACAGAAAAAAAAAAACAAUACUAUUUCUCAAACUGCCCCAGUCUCCACUAAGUGUGCUGGAUGCUUUGUGCUGAAUACAUGACAUAUAUGUGUCCCAAUGACAGGUAUGUGCCCCAUAACAAACAUGUGUCCUCAUGACAUAUAUGUGCCCCUUUGACAUAUAUGUGCCCCUAUGACAUAUAUGUACCCCUAUGAUAUACAUGUGCCCCUAUGACACACAUGCACCCCAUGAUAUAUAUAUAUACAUGUGCCAAUGACAUAUAUGUGCCCCCAUGACAUAUAUGUGCCCCCAUGACAUGUAUGUGCCCCUAUGACUUACAUGUGCCCCCAUGACAUGUAUGUGCCCCUAUGACAUAUAUGUGCCCCCAUGACAUAUAUGUGCCCCUAUGAUGUAUAUGAGCCACUCCUUACUGCCUAAUUGCUCACAGCAUAUUUUUGUGAUUAUUUUUCCUCAAUAACAAACACUGAACCUCCAAAAAUAAACCAUCACAUAGUAUGACUGUUGGAGGGAUAAUUUUAAGUGCUUUUGAAUCUAAGGCUUGGCGUGGUUUCGUGAAAGACUUUCUUGUGUUUCAAUAAAGUAUUUGGACAGCCCUCCUCCUCAGGCCUGUCCAAAAUCUGGCUUAAUUUGGAAUGCCAGGAAGUCAGAGAGCACCCAGGACCAGCUUGGUAAUUAAUGGAUGGUCAAAAAUAGACACACAGUCUUCAAGGCUUUUCCAGGAAAAUCUGCUAAAGACAGCAUUUAACUUAACUGCCAGUGUUUCCAUUUCCUUAUGCUGGCUGCUUUGAUCAUAGGAAAAAUGUCUGUUUGCUUAGUCUAGGUUUUAUCUCUGAUGAAACGCUAAAAAUAUACUCAGUUGUAUGUUUAUAAUUAUUAAUAUUAUUUUACCCCUUAAAACUGUAUGUUUUUACUGUAGGCUCAUGCACAUUGUGAUGUUUUUAGAUAUCCAAGUGUUUGUCAUAAACGGAACAGAAUAUCAGUCAUCUCUUUUACGUCGGAGUCUUGAGACUUGUUUACAUUUUAUUUGUAGUGAGACAGCUUAAUCACGUAGACUCCAUUCUAGCCACAGUACACGUGAAGCCCCACCCCCUACCCCUGAGGAGGGGACUUCACUUACAAUUGCUGAAGCUGUUGCUGAUUCAUUAAGUUCAACCAGCUAUUCUUUCUGCAAGCAUAUUCACCCACUAGUGAGAAAACCCCGUGACCAUGUUUACAUGAUGCUGUGUGGACACAACCUCAGGACCCUUUUAGGCUUUAUAUAAACUGAGUAAGUCUUAAAUGCCACAAUACUGUGCAUAGGAUGAGCAUAAUACUCUGUCUGAUUAUUCCACCAAGUUUGGUUGCUGUUGUGAAUGAAGGUGUUAGAAUCCAGAGGCCUCAACUUGUCAACCACAUUGGGAGCUUCCAGGGAGAAGUGUGAGACAAUUCUGCCACUGGCUCUGGUGUCCCACAAGGCCGUGAAGCCAUAAAGCUAUGUCCAUGUGUUGAUGGGUUCCACUAUUACCACCCUGUGUCUUGGUUCAACAGGAGCCUUUCAGAGCUGUGGGAAAGAACACCGUGGAGACGUCAAUUUGUUAUGUUGACAUGGUUCCAAUGUUCAGUGUGGACUCUAAACCAUCGUGGUCCUUUCCCAUGAGGAACUGUUACACAGAUUCUCCAGUUAAAAGGGAGAACUGUUGUGACUCAGCCUGUUGACCUCCAUUCCAUGACUUGUUUAAAUAGAAGGCAAGGGCUCACAGAUCAAGAUGAGAAGACACUGUGGGUUCUUUCCCUGUGUUCUCAUUCUCGGCUUUGCCUUUUACUCAAAGGGACUUUUGAUCCAUCCUUGGACAUACCUGAACUUUCAAGACAAUAAGAGCAGCUAAACAAUGUCUGAAGAAUGAGCCACCAAGCACUUGGACUUUAUCAGUUUUUGUCUUUGAGGUCUUCCUUAAUGAAAUAACUUGUGAGUGUGUUUUCUGUGAAUAUUUCUAGAUUUUGAUGGGACUGGCCUUUUUGUUUUAUUGCCGACAUUAAAUAUUUGUAUAUGGCUUUCU
Mus musculus (house mouse) is the source of this 5057-nucleotide messenger RNA. RefSeq names its product transmembrane protein 26 (gene Tmem26). The transcript has 7 exons. The record is from RefSeq and is a predicted model, not a curated record. Lineage: Eukaryota; Metazoa; Chordata; Mammalia; Rodentia; Muridae. The coding region runs from base 453 to 1259 and encodes 268 amino acids. Gene Ontology annotation, cellular component: membrane.